UACUUGAGCUAAGUGUGACUGGCGUAGAAAAGAGCUUAUCCCCGGCUUGGGAUGGGAGGUGGAGACAAAGGGAAGAGUUAGUUGAAAUAUGUUGCGUGAAUUGUAGAGGGACUGGCUUGAAUGGCGUAGCUAAGGGACCGUCUACUAAUCGUAGUUCCCCGCUACUAGAGUGAGUCGUUCUAAAGCUCAGCACCCGAGGGGGUCCUACCCUGUCUUUUCUUUCCCUGCCCUGCCGGGCGGCUGUUAUUUACUUCAUGGCGCGCUGUGGGGGGGAUGUGGCCUCGAGGGGCCCAGGUAGGACUAGGGAAAGCGAAGGGAAAGGCAGUGAGAGGGGUAUCUCGGAGAGGCGGCGGCUGAAGGAGAUGGUGGCUGAGCAACUGAGGCAGGACAUGAAAAGGCUUCUUAAAGAAGAAAUCCACACUGAUGUCACUUUCUGUGUUGGCACUACUGUUUUCCAAGCUCACAAGGGAGUGCUUUUAGCAAGAGCUCCAGAUUUUUUUUUACACAUUGCUGGAAGAGUGUUAAAUAACCUAAACAACUGUGAAGUUCUGAAUCUGGAGAAUGUGGAAUCCUCUGAAUUUAAAAGAUUCCUGCAGGAUGUGUAUUCUUCUGACAGAAAUGUUAAAGAGUCUGAGCAAGUGAUUCUCAAGAAAAAAGUACCAAAGCCUAGCUUCACAAAGGAAGAUGAAAGCCUUGAAGUCGGCAAUCUACAGAAUGGUCAAAUAUCAGCUGGGCAGUGUCUAGAAAAUCAUGAAAGGACAUCUGGUUAUCGGUAUUCCUCAAAGGGAGCCGUAGAAACUGCUGCUUCCCCUCUUCUUGCAAAUGAAAUUUCUGAAGAAGUUGCUGUUGAUACUGAAGGCAAUGCAUUUGUGUCAGAUAAUUCUGAAAUAGAAACUUCAUCUGACUUAGGAAGAGACCUGUUAAUGCUCUACAAGAAAUCUUGGUUUUCAGAUAUUAAUAUUUGGAUUGACAGAAAACAAUUUCGAGUGCACAGGGCCAUUCUAUGUGCCAGAUCUAGUUAUUUUGCUGCAAUGCUGAAUGGGAACUGGGCGGAAAGCUUUCAAGAGCACAUCGCUCUUCAAGGUUUAAACCAUGUAGAAAUGGCUGUUGUUCUGCAUUUUAUCUAUGGAGGAAUUUUAGAUUUCCAAAACAAAGCAGAUGCUGGUUCCUUACUGAACAUUGCAGACAUGUAUGGACUAGAGGGUCUGAGAGAAGUAGCUAUGUAUGUUCUGAAAAGAGACUACUGCAACUUUUUUCACAAGCCCAUGCCUGGGAAGCACCAGCCUGUUGUAGAAUGUCUAGCUAUUGCCCAUUCAGCAGGAGCAGAAAGCCUUUAUGAUGCUUGCAUGAAAUGGCUAGUACGGCAUUUUGUAAGAUGUUGGUCAGAGAGGAGCUUUGCUAGUUUACCCCCUGAGCUUCAGAAUAAUUGUCUCAGCAUGUUGAUCCACUCUUUGAGCCCACAGAAUGCUGCCCACCGUUUGAUGGAAACCAGCCGACUGAUUGGUAGCCUUCCCCAAGUGAAAUGGACUGAAACGGCUCUUCUCUUGGCAUCUAGGCUACAAGAAGAGUGUGUAGCAUUUAUGGUGGCACAUUUUCCCGAAACAAUACAGAGUGAGAGCUUUUUUGCCCUGCUACAGUCUCAGGCCAUGAGCAGCCAACCUGACCUCCUUGAUCAAGUGUUUGAAGCAGUUGAGAAGGGUGUUGGCACUGAAAAUGGUUGCUGUCUUCUUACAGCUAUGGACACUUUGUUAAAUUCUGCAAAGGUGAAGGAGACGGGGUUUACAUGCAAGAUCCAGGCUCUGCGUGAUAAGCUGUGGAUCUUCCUGGUUCAGUCUUUUUAUGCUGUUCGUCACACAGAGAGCUGGGAGCUGCUGAAGCCAGAUGAUCAAAAGAAAAUACAAGCAGCUGCUUUUGAUAAAGGCGAUGACAGAAGACCUACCAAAAAGCCCAUAUUCACUAGUUCUCAGUUAAACAGAUGCAUUACUGACAAUUCUGGUAUAAAACAUACUGCUUGGAAAGCAGACGGACAGAAAAAUAGUUGGGGUGGUUCCUCUACAAAUCAGAAUAAAAUGAAAUCUGAUGGAUUAGGAGCAUCUGGACACACAUCAGCUACCAACAGGAAUGGCACUAAUAAAGCUUUGAAACAUGACGAUUUAAAGGGGAAAGACAAUAAAAAAGCAGUUUGCAAGAUGAUGAAAGAGUCCAAAAUGGGGGAGAAAAUGCCUUCACCAAAGGCUAGAGCUGUUAUAAAGCCCAAAACUGAAAAUAAUGGAAAUGUUAAGGCUGAAAGCUUGCUUACAAAACAGGAUUCUGACCGGUCUUCAUCUGCUAGUGGACACAAAAAUGCAGGAAGUGGCAAAGCCUUGAAAAACCAAGAAGGUAAAACUUCAGGUGCCCGACCCAAAGUACUUACUGGAAGCUCAAGUGUACAAAUUAAAGCAAAACCUUUGAAGAAAACCAGCGGAAAGGAAUCUCCUUCUUCUAUGGGCACAGAAACUCUAAGCAAGUCAACCAACUCGAGCACAGAUCUGCAGGUGUCCAUUGAACAGCUAGAUGAACUGAAAGAGGAAAAAUUGACAGAAGAAAGCAAAAAACACUCAGCUUUGAAAACCAAGUCUACUUUGAAGAUGAUUAAUGGAGCCCCUGCUAAAAGACAUGUUAAUGAUCUUGAGGCUAAUAGUUCCAUGAACAGUGUGAAGAAAUGCACUGGAAAGGGCAACAAUGAACACCUACCACAAGCAGUAUUGAAGAAAAGGGGAAAUGAAUCUGGCAAUUCUACCAUUCAACAGAAGACAAAGCAUGUAGCUAACACUAUGAAAAAUCAAGGUCCACAGGGAGAGAUACCAAAUCCACUAAAGCCUGGACUUUCUCCAAAGCAAAAUGAAGAAAAAAAUAUGACACAAUAUCUGACUCAAUCGGAGAAGCAGGCUUCAUCAAAGAAAAAGUCUAAAUCUCCACAAACAACUUCAGUUAAAGUUACAGCAAAAAUAAUAUCCAAAAACCAAACCCAUUCAAAGAAAAGUGAAACAGGGAACAAUAAAGACCAAAAACAAAAAUUAGCUACAAGCCAACCUAUUUCAAAGCUUUCAUCUUCAAGCCAGAAACAUUCGAGAAGCGAGUCACCAGUUCAGAAGAACUUACAUGGAGAAGUACAAAGAAAUUCAGGUCAAAAACUUGAAAACUCUGCUGCAUUAGGAACUCAGGUACCUGGCAAUAACAAAUCUAGUCCAGGGAAAAAGAAUAGCAGUGGAACACCCUUGCUUGAGAUAGAUAAAAGACACAUACCUGAUUCAGAAAGAGUGACUCGCCUUGAAGAGAGGCAGUCCAAAGGAGAUUUGGAACAUCAGUGGGCUGCAGAGCUGAGAGUAUCAAUGAAAACAGAAAAGAUAGCAAAACAGAUUCAUAAGAAUGAGAAGGAUGAUAAGUCACUUGUAGAUAAAACUACCGAAGAAUGUAAUGCACCUGAAUUGCAUCAUAUGCAAGAGGAGAAGAGCACUAUAAGUGAGAAUGUUUGCCAAAAUCAUACCAUCUUGGCUUCAAAAGAGUUGAAGUGCAAAGUGCUUCCUGAUUCUACUGCCUGCCAAUGUACAGGAGAAAAUCAUUUAGUACGAGCAACAUCAGUUAGUUGCAAACCCAAUGAUACCUUAAAGGGUGAUAACUAUGUUGAUGAUUCAUUGCACAGCUUGUCUGAAAUAGCCAAUGAUAGCUCUAACUCUGAACAUGAGGAGAAAAAACUUUCUAAAACCUGCCUAAUGGGGUCUGAAAGUGCUGAUGAAUUCUCGGAUAAAUCUGCCUUGACUGAAUCCCAGUCAGCUACUGUAGAAUCAGAUGCUGCUUCAAAAUCUUUCAUAGGACAUGUUGCAGAAAAAUGCUCCUCUAAAGACACUGAUACCACAGAAACACCAGAGAGCCAUGAAAACUCAGAGGCUCCAUUUGCAGAUCAUUGGAAUUUGAGUUCCAGUGCACUUGAUCCAAAAGAAAGCCCUGAAUCUGACACUGGCAGCGCAACAACAUCAUCGGAUGAUAUAAAGCCAAGAUCGGAGGACUAUGAUGCAGGAGGAUCUCAGGACGAUGAGGGAUCAAAUGAGAGAGGGAUUUCAAAAUGCAGCACUAUGUUAUGCCAUGAUUUCCUUGGCAGAAGUAGCAGUGAUACAAGUACACCCGAAGAACUAAAAAUCUAUGACACAAGUCUAAGAAUAGAAGUAAAAAUGAAAAAGGAAAACUCUGAUCUCUUCAGGGUUAUUUCAACAAGUGAUGAUGAGAUCCCUAGAAAAAGGCCUGAAACAUGGUUGCAUCAAGGUGAUGAGAAAAGGGGUGGGUCCAGAGAAAAUAAUAUUAACUUUGCCACUGCACAGUUUCCUCAAGAAGCUGAUCAGGUCUCCUCUUCAGCAGAUGAAACAGAAGAUGAAAAGUCUGAAACUGAAAAUGUUGUAGAAAAUCUGCCUCCAUCAGAAGUUCCUGUUCAGCAGUUCCAUGGAAUAGUGAAUCUAGCAUUUGAAGAUGCAGCAGAAAAUGAUACUGAAACUCAAGAAUUCUCUACCACUAAACAUUUUAAGCGUUCUGUAUUACUUUCAGUGGAUGAAUGUGAAGAACUGGGAUCUGAUGAUGGUGGGGAAGUUCAAACUUCCCUCCAGCGUUCCCUGGAUGCUGCAACACCUUCCGAUGUGUUUGAUGGUAUUUCCUAUGAGCAUCAUGGCAAAACAUUUUAUUCAAGAUACUCCUUGGAGAUUGAGGAUGGAUUCCUGGAGUACAAGGAGCAUGAUAAGGAUAGACUGGAUCAAAGUGAGAUCGCUUCUGUAGAUCCUCAUGGCAUUGAGCAAAAAGCCAAAGAUAAUUCAGGUACUCCAGUUAUAGAACAAAAGUCUACAGAGAAAGAUUUAACAGUACGAUAUAGCCAAUCUCCUGCAGAAGUUAAGGGAAAUGCCAAGAGUGAAGAGAAUAAUGAAUUUCAGUGCAAUAAAGUUUCAGACAAUGACACAAAAUCUCAAGGAAGACCAUGUCACCUGGAUCUUCAUCAAAGGGAUAAUACUGAAUUACAAAAGAACAGUUCUACAAAACCUGUAGAUCCUUGUAGGAGUCAUUUAUUGACUCAAGAAGGUCACGUGAAAGAGAGUGAGCCAGCAUCUACUGAAUACGCUAAUACUGCUUUAUCUGCAGGAGACAUAGAUGAUUGUGACAGAUUGACACAAACCUACAUGUAUGAGCAUCGGCCUCCAAAAACCCUUUCUCCAAUUUACGAGAUGGAUGUUGGAGAAGCUUUUGAGCAGAGGAUGGAAUCAGAAGUAAACAUUCUAGAUGUGGAUUUUGAAGAUCAGCCAUUUGCAGAACAGGACUGGACUCUUCUCAGGCAAUUGUUAUCUGAUCAGGAGUCAAACUUAGACAUCAAAGACUCUGUUCCCGAAGACCUUAACUUAGCACAGUAUCUCAUCAACCAGACACUUUUUCUGGCACGAGACAGUUCACAACCUCAGGGUAAAGCACAGAUUGACACUUUCAGUAGGUGGACUGAACUAAUAUCUCCUCUAGAUGAUUCUUCAGCAAGCAUCACAGUGGCAAGUUUUUCCUCUGAAGAUUGUUCUUCCCCUCAAGGAGAAUGGACAAUUCUUGAACUAGAAACCCAUCACUGAAGUGUUUUGAGACAGGACUCUUCCCCUUCUUCCUCCUGUACCUCUGCAAGUAAAUAUGUGAUGCAAUAUUUCCAUACAAUAAUAAAUACUGCAUCAGUCAAGAAGAGUCAGUCCUUGAUAUUGAAAUGAUCCUUCCAUUAAAUGUUUUGUUACUAAUUUAAGAUUUAAACACAGGUGAAAUAAACUCUUGAGAUUUAAAGUGAAUGUUUUCUAAAAACUAUUUUCGAGCAUGUCUUUUUUCUUUUCCUAGACUUAGAAAAUUAGAUGACCUGUAAGAAAAACUCUUGACUUACUUGCCCUUCCCCUUUUUCAUUCACCACUUAGUCAUAUAUUUCUGGAUGCUCAAUGAAUUAAAACAUGAAUGCAGAAAAAGUAGUGCUAUCUUUUUUCUUCUUCCAAUGCUCUCCAUAUAUAGUGACUUGGUGACUUCUUUAAAGAUAAGAGAUUCACAGUGAUUAUGUCAAAGAUGUGUGCCAGCAGUACUUUAAAUUCUAGAAAUGUGUUUGAAUUUACAGGAAAUUUUUUGAUGCAACUGUUUCUGAAUUUAUUUAUAAAUAGCAGCAUGUUUUGUCUUCUCCAGAUUGAUUUUUGUAUCUCUUUUGUUUUUGAAAAUUCAAUAAAUUUCUAAGUUGUUUGUUUAAAUCUAAGACUGUACAGGUAUUACUGGAAGGAAUACAUAGUGGUGCUUUUCUAGGAAGAAAUAAAUG
This is a messenger RNA of Rhineura floridana, 6334 nucleotides long. It is a transcript of the gene BTBD8, whose product is annotated as BTB domain containing 8. Lineage: Eukaryota; Metazoa; Chordata; Lepidosauria; Squamata; Rhineuridae. Gene Ontology annotation, molecular function: protein binding. The coding region runs from base 255 to 5627 and encodes 1790 amino acids. The record is from RefSeq and is a predicted model, not a curated record. The transcript is spliced from 18 exons.